AUGCAACAAGCUCAUCGUGCUGGAAAUUUAAAACAGAGCAACAAAGCUCACAAAUCAAGACAUAGAUCUAAACGGGGAAUAUCGGCUGCUGUUAAAGGUAAAGUAAACUUAAAAGAGUUUGUGCGUCGUAAUCGCCAUGUGUUGAAAAAACAGGAGCGUCGUCACCAAGCGAUGCAAAUACGUAAAAAUGAGCGCGAGGAAGUGUUGGCCAAAAAACGUGCUCUCGGUGGUACCCGGACUCCUCCGUUCCUUGUUUGUGUAGUUCCGUUGAACGCACAACUGGAUGUUCAAUCCGCUCUAGUUAUUUUAAAGACUUGUUCGGAAUCGGCCGUCGUUAGCCAAUCAGAAAAUGGCAUUUUACAUAUUGGUUUACCAAACUUUAAACAACGCUUUUCUUUCAUUUGUCCUGAAGUUGGCAAUGAAUUCAGUUUAUUAGAUGCGCUUAAGGUCUCAGAUACAGUGCUCUUUGUAAGUUCAACAUUAGAUGAGCCUGUUGACGAAUGGGGUGAAAAGGCGCUGGCUCUGACAAUGGCUCAAGGUAUACCAACACCAGUUGUCGUUGCCAUGGAUAUUGAAGGGGUUCAUCCUAAGAAACGGACCACUGAGAAACAAAAUGUGCAAAAGCUUAUUUCUAAGUGGCUACCAGAAGAAAAAGUGCUACAGUUAGAUAAAAGUUCUGAUGGCCUGAAUGUCUUACGCAGAAUCGGUAAUCAAAAGCGUAAGAUAAUACACCACAGAGAGAAGAGACCAUACAUGUUAGCUGAGCAAGUAGAAUAUGUACCGGAUCCUGAGGGAGACAUGGGAACUCUUAAGGUUAGUGGAUACUUGCGAGGAAUGCCUCUGAAUGUCAAUGGUUUAAUCCAUAUAACAGGGCUUGGUGAUUUUCAAAUGUCCAAAAUAGAAGGUCUUGAUGACCCACACCCUCUUAAUCUAGGCAGGGAAAAUUCGAAAUUUGAAACUAUGGAGGCUGAAGUGACUAAAACAGUCCUGCAAGUUGCAGAUCCCUCAAAGCAGGAAAGUUUGUUAUCAGAAAAUAUUCCUGAUCCAAUGGACGCUGAGCAAACCUGGCCAACGGAAGAAGAAAUAGAACAAGCCAAUUUAGAUACGAAAAAGAAAAUUAAAAAGGUUCCAAAAGGUUGGUCAGAUUAUCAAGCAGCUUGGAUUGUGGAGUCUGAUGCUGAGGACGAUGGCGAUGAUGAAAAUAGCGAUAAUGAUGAUGAAAAUGACGAAUUCAUGUCUUGCGAAGAUGAGAAUUCUGAACAAGAAGAAAAGGAAGAGAUUAAUGAUUUUCAGUCGGUCACCGAAUCUGAAAUUGGGCCCACUGAUGAAAAGUACGAUGGUACUAUAGACGCGAUAGAAGAACACGAGAUGUUACAGAAGUUAGCAGCAGCUAAAGAAGAACAACAGUUUCCCGACGAAGUGGAUACCCCACAGGAUGUACCUGCGAGGGAGCGCUUUAUGAGGUACAGGGGUUUGGAAUCAUUCAGGACCUCAACUUGGGAUUGCAAAGAGAAUUUACCACAAGAUUAUGCUCGUAUUUUCCAAUUUGAAAAUUACGAACGUACAAGAAAGCGAGUCUUCAAAGAGUUGGAAGAUAGUUUAAUCAACAUGUAUGGAUUCUAUAUAACAAUACACGUCAAAGAUGUACGGAAGGACCUCUGGAGUGCAUUCCGCUCGUCCAAUGAGAAUGCCCCCUUGGCCGUGUUUGGCCUCCUCCCCCACGAGCAUAAGAUGUCGGUGAUGAACGUGGUCUUGAAGCGCACUGGAGCUAGCAGUGAACCGAUCAAGAGCAAAGAGCGGCUAAUCUUCCAAAUGGGGUACAGGCGAUUCAUUGUGAAUCCCAUUUUCAGCCAGCACACUAAUGGAAGUAAACAUAAGUACGAAAGGUUUUUCCAACCGGCUUCGACCUGCGUCGCGACUUUCUUCGCGCCCAUACAGUUCAGUCCGUCGUCAGUUCUCUGUUUUAAGGAGAAAAGGAAUACUAAAUUGCAACUGAUUGCAUCUGGUGUACUGCUGUCCUGCAACCCCGACAGGCUUAUAAUCAAGAGAAUUGUUCUUUCGGGACAUCCAUACAAGGUGAACAGAAGAUCGGCGGUGAUACGGUUUAUGUUCUUCAAUAGGGAUGAUGUCCUUUAUUACAAGCCGUGCAAGCUCAGGACGAAGUAUGGACGCACUGGUCAUAUUAAGGAGCCCUUAGGUACCCACGGCCACAUGAAAUGCGUGUUCGAUGACCAGCUCAAAUCCCAGGAUACAGUUUUAUUGAACCUGUACAAACGUAUGUUCCCCAAAUGGAACUAUGAGAACUGUAUUGCUAUCGAUCAGGAUCGUAGGGAAAGCGACAACAUGGAAUCA
Iphiclides podalirius (scarce swallowtail) is the source of this 2352-nucleotide messenger RNA. The record is from the annotation of a GenBank genome assembly. Lineage: Eukaryota; Metazoa; Arthropoda; Insecta; Lepidoptera; Papilionidae.